GUACUGGUGCCGCAGCGACAUUGCACUGCGGCUGAUCAUCGGAUCCAGCGGCUUCUUGAGGGCCACAGAGAUGGUCACCUUGUGCCGCUGCCAGAUCCAGGUCUCGCUGGAUCGCUCGAGUGCGUUGAUCCUUUCGCCGAUGACAAAGAGCGGGCUGCGGCGGCACGUCGAAGAGUCAGUCGUCAUUGCAGACCGAGGCGUGGCUCGUUUUUGUGAACACUUGCUGGGCCACCUGCAACCAGGAGAUCAGGUGCUGCACGGGUCCGUGCCCAACUUCAGGCUGGUCUCCGACAGCCUCUUGGACGGCAUGGGAGUUCGCCAUCAUGGCUUUCGCCCGUACUCCCUCAG
This is a messenger RNA of Prorocentrum cordatum, 348 nucleotides long. The record is from the annotation of a GenBank genome assembly. NCBI's taxonomy places the organism in Eukaryota, Dinophyceae, Prorocentrales, Prorocentraceae.